Messenger RNA from Penicillium chermesinum, 1653 nucleotides. Its product is annotated as fungal specific transcription factor domain-containing protein. Gene Ontology annotation, molecular function: zinc ion binding; DNA binding. The transcript has 2 exons. NCBI's taxonomy places the organism in Eukaryota, Fungi, Ascomycota, Eurotiomycetes, Eurotiales, Aspergillaceae. Gene Ontology annotation, biological process: DNA-templated transcription. The annotation marks the transcript as partial. The record is from RefSeq and is a predicted model, not a curated record.
GUCGAAGGCGAUGGUUCACCCAGUUCUGAGUCGGAGGCACGCCGGUUUGCGUGCGACUCAAACCCUGUUGUAAUGUUUCUGGACGAUCCCCACUCAAGGCUACAGGAAGGUCAAACAUCCCGAGGUGAUGUUGGCGGUUGGUAUAAUGGCCGCAUCACUACGGAGCCCCAAAUCAACUCUGCUUCGAAGGCUGAUAGCUUGCCGAAAAAUACGUUCCUCCUUCCUCCAAGGCCCAGUCAGGAGGCUCUGGUGAACAUUUUCUUCUGUCGAAUACAUCCGAUACUGCCUCUUUUGGAUGAGUGUGACACGAUAUCGCGCUUUAGAAACGGCACACUCUAUCCUCCCCUUCUUCAAGCUAUCUGUCUCGUCGCCGCGAAAGAUCAUGCCGCGCUUUCAUUGCUACAUUUCGAAUCAAACAACGCACUGUUACCUCUUGGCGUAUUUAGCCAGCGACUGCACCAGGACACAUUAAAACAUGUCCCUCGUCGGCCAACUGGCAACCGCAUCACUCUAAUUCAGACCCUGGCUCUCCUAUGUCUGCAUGAAUGGGGGCCUCAUGGGUCAGAAGAUAGCUCUUUGAGCCUGGUUCAAGCGAUUCAUCAUGCCCAGACCAUCGGGUUACAUUUACAGAGGCCUGGCAAGGAGCCUGGGCCACAGAUGAAAGCUCUAUUCUGGACUCUAUGGAGUUUAGAUCGAUGGAACUCUGCAAUUCACGGGAGGUCCGUGAUCCUUCAUGAUUGCGAUUUAGGACAAAGCGUUAUCGACAUCAUUCCCUCCUUUGAUCCACCCUUCAGGAUAUGGCUUCAUCUUGCCAAUAGCCUCAACCGAGUGAUCGCCUCUUAUCGACCGAUGGUCGAUGGGAGUAGUGAAAACCCUCCGUCAAUCCCAACGUUCACAGAGCUUCUCAAUUGCUCAGACGCUUGGGAUGCUAGUCCUGAAAUCCUGAGCUCACUUGAAUUUUUUCAUCAUGCAGUAGUACUUCUUUCUACCCAUUCAAAUGAGCUACAAGGCCGCUCUCCCACCCGCGAAUCGGUCAUCCGCCAAAGCCAGUCAAUUCUGACGGUCGCGGCACUGUGCCGCAGAAUACGAAUGGAAGACCUGCUGCCAAUCUCUAUUUCCGCAUACACCCUAUCCCUUGCACUCUCUAUCACAUACAGGCACGUGAAAAGAGCUCGACUGUCAACAGACAAAAUUGUGGCUAUCGAGAAUCUCACAGUUUUUCACCAAUGCCUGGUAUCAUUGAGUGGUACCUGGUGGCUGGCCGCUAUGAUGAUGCGAUUGGGCAGACACGCGCUUGAGAAUACGCAAGCGCUUCAAAAUAUACCCAUAACUAAUCCAGUCCAAGCCAUAUCAAGGCACGAAGAGUCGACUCUAACUGGCUGUCCUGUUCUUGUAUCAGGUACACCCUUGAACUCCUACCGGACGCCGCGUUCGAUUGACACGAGCGUCGCGGCUGGACGUGAACCACAACCCAUCUCGGUGGCUUCUCCGGGUCAUAAAUAUUCUGGUGAGAUCCUCUCACCUGAUUUGGAUCAGUUCUUUGGGGACCUAGAUUUUGCUUCUGUGGAAGAGGGGUAUUUUGAUACAUUCUUCCAGAACUUUUUGGAUGUAAACUUGCCCACCACUUUAGAUGAACAGAUUCUAGGUCAAUAG